This is a messenger RNA of Scatophagus argus, 2484 nucleotides long. RefSeq names its product kelch repeat and BTB (POZ) domain containing 12 (gene kbtbd12). The record is from RefSeq and is a predicted model, not a curated record. Gene Ontology annotation, molecular function: protein binding. Lineage: Eukaryota; Metazoa; Chordata; Actinopteri; Scatophagidae. The transcript has 6 exons. Bases 234 to 2096 code for a protein of 620 amino acids.
AUCUCUUGCAAUUGCUCAGACCCUCGCAAAACCCCCCGACUGACACAACAUCAACAACACAUGUACCCCGAUGAAAAACAUGGACAGCAUUUACAGCACUUUUUAGACCAAAGAUAACUGCAGACAGGAGGAGCUGAUGAGUUUGAGACAACCUCCUGACUAGUUUUUCAAGGUGCAUUGGGUUUUGUAUGUGUUUAUAUGUGAAUAAUUUUGUUACUGAAAGGUGAAGAAAAAUGGAUCUUACAGCCAAACAUGGGCUGGUGCUGCUCGACCAACUGAGGAAGAUGAGGGACACAGAGCAUCUGACAGAUGUAGUACUGGUUGCUGAAGGCAUCAGCUUUCCCUGUCACCGGGUCGUUCUAGCGGCCUUCAGCCCAUACUUCCGUGUUAUGUUCACGUGCGGCCUGCGUGAGUGCACCAACAGAGAAAUAUUUCUGCGUGACACCCCUGCAGACAGCCUGGCCCUCCUCUUGAACUACAUGUACUGCUCGGAUCUUCCCCUCACUAACGCCAAUGUGCAAGGCAUCUCCAUUGCAGCUUUUCUCCUGCAGAUGGAUGAUGUCUUCAGUCGCUGUCAGCAGCACAUGACUGAGAACAUGGAUGCCUCCAACUGUCUUGGUGUGUAUUACUUUGCCCGUGACCUUGGUGCAGAAGACCUGGCUGACCAUGCUCAGCGCUUCUUGAGGCAGCACUUUGUCCAAGUCUGCCAAAACGAAGAGGUCCUAGAACUGGAGGCCCAUCAGCUGGGAAAACUUUUGACUUCUGAUGACCUUAAUGUUUCUCGAGAAGAGACCAUCUUGGAUGUGGUCCUUCGCUGGGUCAAACAAGGCACUGUGACAGAUGGAGAGGUCCGCAUCCUGCACCUGCCAGAGCUCCUGAGGAAGGUCCGUCUGCCACUGAUAAACCCUGACUAUUUAAGAGAGGCGAUGAAGAGGAACACGGCCCUCCUGGCUGAUGGUGAAUGUUUAGAGAUGCUCAAUGAAGCCUUGGACGCCACAGCAAUGCAUCCUUCGGCUGCACCACGCAAACUAAAGCUGCGGUACGGCAUGGAGACCACAGAUUUGCUGCUCUGUGUCGGUAACGACAGUGGUGGCAUUAGGUCAAGAUACGGCAGCUAUGCUGAGCGCAGCUUUUGCUAUGCUCCUUCCACAGAGCGGACCUACUACAUCACUUCACCUCGCUAUGGAGAGGCUCUGGGAUAUGUGUGUGCCGGGGUUGUGACUGAAAAAAAUGACAUCAUAGUAGCAGGAGAGGCAAGUGCACGCAGAAUGGCCCGACAGAAGGACACGAAUGUUGAAGUUUACAGGUACAAAGUAGAGGCCCAAGGAAGUUGGGAGCCCUUGACGUCAGCGGAGUACCGUGAUUCAUAUGCUCUGGGGUCAUUGGGUGACACUCUGUACCUGCUGGGUGGGCAGAUGAAGCUGAAAAAUCAGUUUCUCAUCACUAACAGCGUAGAGCGAUGGUCUCUGCAAGGUGGACCCUGGCGCAGUGCAGCACCCCUGCCUCUGCCUUUGGCCUAUCACAGUGUGGUCAGAAUGAAAGAUCGUCUUUAUGUGCUGGGUGGAAGAACACCACAGUUAUAUUGGAUGGAUGAUGAGCCAGACCGUCUUAGUAACCGCCUCCUGGAGUAUGAUCCAAAGACAAAUAAGUGGACAGAGUUAGGUCCCAUGAAGUAUUCCAAGUACCGCUGUAGUGCUGUUGCACUCAAUGGUGAAAUUUUUGUGAUGGGAGGUAUCGGCUGUGAGGGAGUGGACCGCGGGCAAUCACGCCACUGCCUUGAUGUGGUAGAGAUCUACAACCCAGAUGGAGAUUUCUGGAGGGAUGGACCUCGUCUUCCAUGUGCACAGCUUUCUUUGCGCACUACUGCCCCAAAUGCAGGUGUGGUGGGAGGCAAGAUUUAUGUGUGUGGAUACUACAAAGGAGCAGAUCGUCAUGAUGUCAUAACAAAGGACAUUUUGGAGCUGGACCCCUGGGAGAACCGGUGGACUGUGGUGGCUCGGCAUGCUCUGAUGCAUGACAACUAUGAUGUGUGCUUAGUGGCAAAUCUCAACCCCAGGGGACUCAUGUCCCCACCUGCAGACUUAGUUAAACUGUGACACUCCUGUAAGAUCAGAUCAACGUCUUUUGGGAGAAUUAGUGAAGGAAAUCAAUUAUUAAUUAUUGAUGCACUUAUUGCUGGGCCAAAGGCAUAAAAGGUCUUAGUGCGCUGUUGCAUGAAAGAAAAUCUGCCGGUUAACAAUUUGCACAUUGUUACAAUAAGAAUAGACAGAUCAUUUGUAAAUACAGUCUUUUUACAGUUUUAACUUAACAUCUGCAGAGACUGAUCACCUGAAACCUGCAGCUGCGUGGUGCAAAGCAUUAUCACCAACGCCAGAAUAUAAAUUAUGGUUAUAAUUAGGGCUGCAAUUUAUGAUUGAUUUAUUUACAUUUUCUAUUAAUCUGGCUUUUAUUAUCUUGAUUAAUCAGUUAAUUGUUGAGUUCAUG